CCACAGAGAUAAGACCGGAGCUGCCCUUCCUGCCCUCUUCGAAGAUGAAGACCGUCCUCGCCUUCCUGUUCCUGGUGGUCUCCGUCGCCCUGGCAGUCGAGCGUCCCAUGGAUCCUCUGCCCACCGCUUGCUGCGUUAGCUUCAUGAAACGCCCCAUCCCACUGAACCUCUUGAAAUCUUUUGAAUACACCAGCGGGAGAUGCAGCCCGUCCGCCGUUGUAUUCCUUACCAAAAGAGACCGAAAGAUCUGCGCGGAUCCCUCAGAGCCAUGGGUCCAGGAUCGCAUCCGUGCCCUCGGCCCACCCUAAACGUGCUCCGGGCGAGGGGAAAGCAAGCCUCCCCUCUUGGCAGAUGCCCAUAAUCCAAGGAGAGAGAAAAAAAUCCCCAUUAUUAAAGGCAGUGCUUUAUGCUGAAGCAUGUG
Notechis scutatus (mainland tiger snake) is the source of this 421-nucleotide messenger RNA. RefSeq names its product C-C motif chemokine 4-like. Gene Ontology annotation, biological process: chemokine-mediated signaling pathway; positive regulation of cell migration; cell chemotaxis. The record is from RefSeq and is a predicted model, not a curated record. Gene Ontology annotation, cellular component: extracellular region. Gene Ontology annotation, molecular function: CCR chemokine receptor binding; chemokine activity. NCBI's taxonomy places the organism in Eukaryota, Metazoa, Chordata, Lepidosauria, Squamata, Elapidae.